Molecule: messenger RNA, 779 nt
Organism: Arabidopsis arenosa
Lineage: Eukaryota; Viridiplantae; Streptophyta; Magnoliopsida; Brassicales; Brassicaceae
Source: the annotation of a GenBank genome assembly
AAACCCUAGAUCUAACCCCAGCCGUCAGAUCAGAUUGAUCGGGCAAUCGCUUCUAGACCGUUGGAAUCAAGCAAUGGUAGAGGUAGAAUCGUAUUUGUGGGUAUCCAGAAGAGGCAUUAGGAUUUUCUCGAAGCUGGGUGUUUUUUCAUCUUGAUGGCCAACAAAUCGAAUCUCCUCCUCUAAAGAUAUUUUUGUUUAUUUCGGUCAUGUGUGAUUUGGUCGCGCGUACGGGUCGGCUCCAGCAGCGGUACGAGGAUGGCUCUCGUCUCGUAGCCGGGUGUAUUCCAUUUAGGUAUAUAAAUUCUGACAAAGAUGGUAAUUCUGAAUCUGGGAAAGUGAUUCAAGUGUUGAUGAUCAGCUCGUCUAGUGGACCGGGACUUUUGUUUCCCAAGGGAGGAUGGGAGAAUGAUGAGACAGUCAGGGAGGCUGCAGUGAGGGAAGCAGUGGAAGAAGCAGGUGUCCGUGGGAUUCUAAUGGAUUUUUUGGGAAAUUAUGAGUUCAAGAGCAAAACACACCAAGAUGAGUUUAGCCCAGAAGGUUUAUGUAAAGCGGCAAUGUACGCAUUGUAUGUGAAGGAAGAGCUAGAGACGUGGCCGGAACAUGAGACGAGAACACGGAAAUGGCUGACAAUUGAAGAAGCGGUAGAGAAUUGCAGGCACGCUUGGAUGAAGGAUGCAUUGGUGGAAGGAUUCUGUAAAUGGCAUAAGGAGAAGAUGGUUAAAGGAGAGGAGAUAACAAGUGAACAUUGAAGCAAGUGUGCAUAAACCUCUGAGGGUUGG